This is a messenger RNA of Colletotrichum truncatum, 501 nucleotides long. Its product is annotated as membrane biogenesis protein yop1. NCBI's taxonomy places the organism in Eukaryota, Fungi, Ascomycota, Sordariomycetes, Glomerellales, Glomerellaceae. The record is from RefSeq and is a predicted model, not a curated record.
AUGUCUGCUCAGGACCGCGUUCAAAACUACAUCGGCCAGCUCGACCGCGAGCUUUCCAAGUACCCCGCCCUGAACAACCUCGAGAAGCAAACCAACGUUCCCAAGGCCUACGCCGUCAUCGGCGUUGCUGCCCUUUACUUCUUCCUCAUCAUCUUCAACCUUGGUGGUCAGCUCCUUACCAACCUUGCCGGCUUCGUUAUCCCUGGUUACUACUCCCUCAAUGCCUUGUUCACUGCGAACAAGCAGGACGACACUCAGUGGUUGACUUACUGGGUCGUCUUCGCUUUCUUCACCGUUGCGGAGAGCCUUGUUAACGUUGUCUACUGGUUCCCCUUCUACUUCACUUUCAAGUUUGUGUUCCUGUUGUGGCUUUCUCUGCCCGUCUUCCGCAGCGGUGCCGACAUUGUCUUCAACUCUUUCCUGUCCCCCAUGUUGUCCAAGUACUUCGCCGGUGCCUCGACUGCCUCCGGCCUCCGUGCCCAGGCCGACAAGGCCGAGUAA